GGAAAAAUCCCUUCAAAACAAAGCAAGCCGGCACUGUCGCAUUUAGUAGAACUACGACAUUGUUUUAAUGUGAGAUGUAAGAUCGACAAUGAGUUUCUUUCGUCGAUUAUCCCAAAAUAAUAGCCCAUCUACAGUCUUAAAUAUACAGGACGAUGAUCCCGAUACAACAGAACCUAGAGAGACAGAACCCAACGCCAGGGCGCUGCUACAUUGCUGCACUCGCUCAUAUUUCUUCUUCGCUGGGCAGUGGUUUUGGCCUGCAGAAGAGUUUAUCACAAAGCACAACCUGCCACGAAAACUAUGUAGAAUCGCAUACGCCAUUUGGCAGGUGUUAGUUGUGCUCAUAAUGUGGUCCUACUUCCUGUACUCGAUGGGAUUUUUCACACUGCGAACCAUUGAGGAAGUCGAUUGGCUGUGCCCGCUAACAGACAUCAAGAACAUGGCUCACGGUUUAUGUUGGAUAGUAAAUCACCACACGGGACUCCUAUUUUUCUUGUUCGGCAACUUUGAAAAGCUUCUGGAGCAGCUAAGCAUCACCAAGGAUGAGGUAAGUUUCCCGGGAACGGGGAAGUGGGGGGGGGGGGGGAGGGGGGAGGAAUCAGGGAAGAAGAAGGGAAUGGCCUGGGGUGCAUUCCUAGGGAAAUGUAAAUUAUGCUUCACAACUGAGUUACUUUAACCCCUUUAAGUGAAAUCCUAAUCCAGACUAAGGCUUCUCAGUUGGUGAUACUACAGCUGAUACUACUGUUAAAUAUGCUACAAAGGAAAAUCUAAAGAUAUCGAGACAGUCGUAAACAUUCAAAUGGAAGCUACUACGCAAUACUUUCCUGUGGUAUUGUUUAUUAUGCUGUACAAGGUAGUUCUAACUUUCUCGUGAUAUGUGUAAUAAACAGCUCACGUCAUAGAAAGUGCUUUAUACGGGGUUAUAUUCACGAGUUGUUUGUGUCAAAAGUCCUCACUCGCUCGUACCUCGCUCGUUCGGGUUUUGUAGACUGCUUGCAGUCCGCCUUUUCUCUUAAAAUCCGUCCAGUUCUUAUCUCAUCCAGCGCGAUUGCAAACCACGAUACGCGACAAGCGGCCUCGCCGCUCGCGUGCUUAGGUUUGGCGUGCAGUAACUUUGCAAAGAAAAAUAAGAGACUGCUCGCAGUCCGGGGUUUUGACACAAACAACUCGUGAAUAUAACCCCAUACAAAGUACUUUCUAUGACGUGAGCUGUUUAUUACACAUAUCACGAGAAUUUUCACUGAAAUAGUUUUCUUAAUGUAACACAUAUUAGUAAGAGCAAAUCACAAACAGUAGAACCAAAUGAAAAUUUAAUAGUAACGGCAAAUCUCUUAACUCAUUCUAAGUCCUGAUCGAAAAAUGAAUAAAGGUCGUGCUGAACAGAAAAUGCACUUACAAAAGUUUAAUCUAAGUACGUCACAGACCUCAACGAUGUGGGCUCGUAUUAUUGUUCGCCGUCUUUCUUUCGAUUGAAGUAGAAAAUUGGCGAUUAACACGUCGAGAUCUCUUGUAUCAAUAUUUUCCAACUCUCUCGGCUCGUUCCUUCAAACUAAAUACUUUAUCAACAACGAAACAUCUCUCUGAGUUUUGCUUUUUGUGUUCUUGAUGUUGUUUUUUCUUUAUGCUACACAAACUCUUCUAAGGAGCAACCAACCGACAAAAACCUGUUAUAGUUUUCCUUCGUUCCCGGCAUUUUGUGUUAAUAAAUUUGGAGGCGUCGCUAGACAGCCACCAAAUCUGGAAAGCCAUAAACGAUGAACUACUCUGAUAUUGGCUCAGAAAGGCAUUUAUGCUGUCGUUGAUUGGUUAUGCUUCCACAUGUCAAAACAGCUGCAUGUACGCCAUUCUGAUUGGCUGUACAAGCUUUUCUCACAUGUGGAAAAUAAAGUGUAUAGAUUUCUACAAAUAAGCUUUACGAAAUAGAAUUCUCGUAAUACUUGUAAUAAAAAGUGGCUCUAACUUUGAGUCUUUGGAUGAAAUCAUUAACUGUGACAAUUCAAGUGAAAGCUACUGAGCAGUACUUUCCUGUGGUAAUGUUUAUUAUGCCGUACAAGGUGGCUCUAACUUUUGAGUCUUUGGAUGAAAUCAUUAAGUGUGACAAUUCAAGUGAAAGCUACUGAGCAGUACUUCCUUGUGGUACUGUUUAUUAUGCUGUACAAGGUGGUUCUAACUUUCGAGUCUGUGGAUGAAAUCCUAAAGUGUGACCAUUCAAAUGAAAGCUACUGAACAGUACUUUCCUGUGGUACUGUUUAUUAUGCUGUAGAAGGUCGUUCUAACUUUGAGUCUGUGGACGAAAUCCUAACGUGUGACCAUUCAAAUGAAAGCUACUGAGCAGUACUUUCCUGUGGUACUGUUUAUUAUGCUGUACAAGGUGCUUCUAACUUUCGAGUCGGUGGAUGUAAUCCUCAGCGUGACCAUUCAAAUAAAAGCUAUUCAGUAGUACCUUGCGGUGAUAUGAAUAUUACAUAUUGUUUGUGCCCAAUCACAGACUAGAUAAGUCGUGGAACUGGUUCGUUAAGAGUAGUAUCCCAGGGGCUCUCUCGCCCGUUGUUGAAAACUUUCGCUGCCGUUUUCCCUGACGCAACUAAGGCAGACCAACUAACUGCUCCCAAGCUCCGAAACUCUGGAAUGAGCUACCUGUGGAGCUUCGUCAGGCAACAUCACUUAACAGUUUUAAAUCUCGACUUAAAACCUAUCUUUUUAAGAAGUAUUUUUAUAGUUUGUAACUUAGUUUAUUUUAUUCUCAGGGUAAUGUAUUUUCGUUUUCUUUUAAACAUAUGAUUCUAAAGCGCUAUUGAUCAGCACAUGUAAAUACGCGCUAUAUAAAUUGGUAAAUUAUUAUUAUUAUUAUUAUUAAGUCUCCGAGGAUAUAUUACGCCAUAAAGAGGGUUCUGCCCUUUCAAAAACUGACUCAUCCACUAUUGGAAUAUCUUCGUGCUGUUCGCGUUUUGUUUUACGGAAUUAAAUUAAACGCAAGACGUUUUCUAUAUUACUAGGCACCUAAUUUUGUCAUUUCGCAAUUGUUUCUUCAAUAUCUAGGUACGCAGAAGAGCUUCGUCCCACUCGAUCUCUGUUUUCGUGGUAAAUUCUGUGCUUUGGCUAUUUGUCGUCCCAAUAAGUUUGCACGCCACGCAAAUGUUGAUGCCAGAAUUUUUGCCAGUGCCAAGAUACACAGAUGGAAAGAUCACGGGUACCAAUAACAGCUUCCCAGCCAUACAAGUAGCUUUUGAUGUUUUCUUUUAUGCAGCCAGUCGCGGUUUUUCACUGCCCAUUUUCUACGCUUUUCUUUACUUGAUGUUAUUUCUGUGCUGCGAAGUGGACAAAUUCAAAGCCGAGCUUGGAAGCGGUCUCUAUCCAAGCGAAGAAGAAGCCAGGGACAAAGCCAAAAAGAUAAACACGUUGAUCAAACAGACAGAAGAGGCCUUCCGUUUUUUUCUCACCUUGUACAUAGCCAUGCUCUUGUUGUCAUCAGCACUGGAAAUUUUCUCCAUCGUGGAAAAAGCCGAAACCGUGAUAACGGUAAACCACACCGUUCACGAAAUACCUGGAAGCGCUUUAGCCAGCGUACAAACCUUAAAUUUUGGGUCAAAAAGUUUGAUGGCUUUUCCUCACAGGUAGGAUUUUAAUUAUAAAUCUCAUACAAUUCCUAAGGCUGUGUUCACAUUAUAAUGGAUACCGUGGCUUUUCGCGGCUUCAAGAAAAGCGAUCCGGUAUAUAUAGUAUGAACAACAACGUCUCGGUUCCACGGAAUUAAAGCUCAUAUUAGUACUAACAAGUUACGCUGUGAACUCCUAUCCACAGGUUAACCGGCAAACGUACAAUCCUAAUUGUAUUUCCCCCCUCAAAUCACACCGUGGGAAUGUCUGGAGGUGAAGGACUCAUCCCAAAGAUUCUUGUUGAUCAGUACAAGAUCACUACGCAAGAGAUCGUGGUGACAGCUGUGUUGGACAUCACAGAAAACGUGGUACUGUACGCCUUUCCACUCUACCAGAUGUCUGUUCUCAAACGUUGUCUGAAAACAGUCCUAGAGAUGGUAGAAGACAGCAGGUAUGGAGCACAGCAAAACCCUAACAGGAUUUUUAGAACACGACAAGAGAAGAAAGACUUCACGAAUUGGUUCCGCAAAAGGUGCAUUUCUGGUAUUACAGUUCUUGGUAGAGAAGUGAGUUUUCUCUGGACCUUGGUGUUGACCUUCUUUGGUCCCUUUGUUGUGGUGGUGGUAAAUUUGAUGUUCAAGCACAUUCACGUCGAAUCUCCUUGGCAUUAACAAGGAAAUCGAUAAAGAAGACAAAAACGCUGGACAAACUUGUUUACUAUCACCUACAAGAUGUAGUUUUUCCUAACUGAUUAUAGGUUAAACGACUGCCGGUCAUUUCGCUACGCAGUUCAGUCAGGAGCCGAUCGGCUCUUGGUUCAGUUGAUUCCGAAUUUCGCUAUACAGUUGUAUUUUGAAAUUGAUGCACGUCGUGAUAGUACUGCAUCGAUAUCCCUGUUUGUUCCUUACAGGAAUACUGUGAUACACAAAUGACGGCAUAACUUUUCAGCCCAAGUUCAGUACUUAUAGAGCGUUUUCACUCACGUGACCAGCAUCUAUGUUAAUUUAUUGGAACAAAAGAAAGCGUCUUCAUGAGAAAAAAGGGCUCCAGGACUCCCACAGGACUGGUUUGGAACACAAACGCGUGACGUCAUGUGAAAACGUUCCAUAGGUUCAAUUGCAAGCCGCUGUUUGGGAAAUGAGCCCGCGCUCCUCACUUGAGGAGGAACAAAGAGCUUUAGUUUCUUAUCAUGCUUAUAGAAUGCCUAGUUGACGUUGUAGCGGAAGGAUUGCACAGAAAAAGGACUUCGUAGCGAAAAUACCGGACACCAGUCAAACAGAUAACUAAGCAUAAUAUUUACAAUACCAUUUUGCGCAAUUUAGUUUCAGGUUUCCAUUAGAAUAACGGAUGAUUUAAGAAGCCGAUAAUGUUGUAAAUAAUAAUAACAGCUGAUAAUGAUGAUCAAGGCAUGACAAUGAUGUUGAAAACAAAUAAAUAUUGGAUGUGGUUUUUGUGAUAUCCGGAAUAAUCAAGGUCGAGGUAAAAGAAAAUGUUAUCAGCCGAGCCAAAAGGCCGGAACUGAUAACACUUACCGAGACCUUGAUUAUUCCGGAUAUCACAAAAACCGAAACUAAUAAUUGUUUUAUUAUACAUUGUUUUGAAGAAAAUAGGGAGUUUACGGAACGAUGACGACGACGGCAACGAGAACGGCAAAAAAGCAAAGGGUUUAGACCAGCAUUACAAAAACUUUGCACGUGCAUCACGCUUUUUUGUACAUUUCUCUUCUGUCGUUGCACGACUACAACGUGAAACUGCCUAAUUUCACGCUUUGUCGAGGACGGGAACACAAGACAACAACUUUCUUUUUCUUUUCCUGAACUUUGAUGCUGUCCUUUAGAAUUCAACUCCAAAAAAAUUGGUCAACAUUUGACGAAUUAAACGAGAUGGAAUAAGCGCGAUAAAGUUUGAGGCAGCGCAAAUUCACUUUUGAAGUGACGUUUUCGACAAACACACCGUCGCACGGAUCAUGUUUUCUGUCGUGGUUGGAAGUCAUGCGUUGUGCGCGCAACCUACAGAUUAGUCAGUUACCUGUUAACAGAAAACUAACUAAUCAGUAAGUUGAGUAGUUGACAGCUGUUUUUAGGGUAGUCACUGGGGAGGAGCGUUGCGUGACGACCCUAAAAACAGCUGCGAAAGAGAUUAUAGGUUGCGCUGAUUUCCAAAAUUAACUGUAGGCUCUUAGCCAAUCAGAAGACAUUGACAGAUAAUGAGUAUAAUGUACUGUAUACAGUCCAUUCUCUCGUAAGUGACCACCCUUGGUGUACGACAAAGUGGAAAAAUCAAGACAGUAAGUCAAUCCCUCCAAGACGGGCACCACUGGAACCGACAUGAGUGUCCUUCGUAGAGAGAUGUCGGCUUUACAGAAAGUAAGAGUACAGCACUGAAGAAAGGAGGGUAACAUGCCCAGAUGUCUAGACUUCCUAGAAGUUUGUCUUAUAGAGAGUUUACUGUAGUCAUGUUGUAAAUAUUUGUAAAAUAAUGUAAAUAAUCAUUUACGACAAAGUUGAGCCUGCUUGUUGCCAACGAGCAGCCUCGCGAGGGAACAGCAGAAUGAAUCUCGAAGCAAUGUAACAUAAGGUAGUGUAAGGUAACUUUUAUGACGUAAUGCAGAACAGAGAAUGCAUUGUUUUCGAGCGAACACGCACGCGAAAGUUCCAAGGCAGAAUGGGUCUCGAAGCGAUGUAACAGAAGGUAGUGUUAGGUAAGUUUUACGACGUAAUGAAUCCGACACCGAAGACUUCUUGUGACAGUCCGGUUGCUUGCACCCUUUUUAAGCAUCGCACACCGUGAUCAGUUUGGCCAGUGCCACCCGCAAAAGGAUCGCGGUUCUGGGGACGAUAAUGCUUUGCGGACUUCCUCAAGUAAUGAAAAAUGUCCCGUGAUCUCAGAUGAAUCACGUGACAAAACAUCGGGUAGAGCUAGUGCAAGAAGCGUUGUUCUCGGGUUUGUGUGGGAAUUUCAGCGAUCGUUAUUUAAGAGUCAAAAAUAGCAAACAAUAAACAUCAAAACUUCUCGAAGUCAGUCUCCGACAUUAGCAGAAAUAACUCUUGCUUACAGAAAAAAAAUGUUACGUGAAUCUGUUAAAUUCAUAUUUUUUUUAUAACGAAACGUUAGCAGAAACAAUUCUUGCUUAAGAGAGAGAAGUGACGACCGGAAAUGCUACGUUCGCAGGUUAAGAUUCGCCAUUUGCACAUCUCCCAUGAUACACCUUGUUUAUCCCCACUGUUUUCUCUUGGGGCCACUUAAAUACCCAGGAGAGAUUAAAAACAAAGAUUACGUAAACUUUUGGGGAGCCAAAAAAGUUUAUUAUGGGAGAUGUAAAAAUGGCGAAUGAAUUUUAAAACAGCGCGAAUGAGUCACUUCCGUGAUGUUUUCACAGUCGACGUUGUGGUAGUUGAGUUUUAGACCGUAUGAUGUACCAACCACAACUUCAUUCAUAAAUGUACCCGAAUCACAUUCGCUACAAUCAGUUUUCGUUUCUUCAUUUUGGUUUCUCAUGUGGAACGGGAAGCGACAUAUAUCAGGUACCUGCAGAAGGUCAACAAAAGAUUCACCGAAAGUGAAAACUAUUUUUGAAAACAUUUCCUGUCUGUUAUUUCCUUUCGAGGAAGUACCUGUGACAUUUAUCUACACUGUACAUUCAUUUUCGUCAAAAACGAAAGAGUAUUAAGCCCUUGCUUUGACACAACAUGAAUAACUCAUUAAUAACUUUUUACAACAAAAGAAAUAACACAACGCGACAAUAGACAGUAACGCCUGAUCGCUGUUUACCACUGAAUGAAUUUUAUCAUGAAUACCGUUUCAAGCGUGUAAGGAUAUACAGUCAAAGCCCGUUGAUACGGACGGCACUGAGGGGGCUAUAGAGAGUGUCUGUUUUAACGGGGUGUCCGUAUUAAGGGGUUGAAUUGAGAGAAAAUGUAUGGCUUGCUUUGACAGGGACAAAGCAAAGUGUCCGUAAUAACGAGGUGUCGGUAUUAAGCGGGUGUCUGUAAAGCGAAGUUUUUUUGACUGCUUUCAUAACAGGCUACCUUUCCUUCUCCUAAGUCUUCCCAUGUUACGAAUAAGCGGUACAGAUGUUUAAUAAAUAGCUUCAGGAAAUAAAAUGGUGUAUUAUAAAACUGCAUAUAGUCGGUAAAAAAUCAAUGUUUGAAGACGAGUGAAAUUACUUUGACUGGAAGUCAAGGCUUAUAAACUAGUUCUAGCUUUCGCUAAGUACCUACAAAAAAAAGAAUUUGCCUAAAUCACCGGUUUUAGUUCCAAUCUUUAUAAAACCAUUUCAGCUGCUGAGGCUGUCAGCUGCUGAGGCGGGAAUUUCCACUACAAGCACUCCCUGUUCCUACAUUUCUGCCAUGCUCUUGGCCGUAAAAUCGCUCUUAUUCUUCAGCUUAGCCAUUUUUGAACCUUAAACUUGUCGAGUUUCAAACAGCGAAAGGGAAAUAAAAUUUAUAGGUUUGCGCGAACUUGAAAUAGUGAGUUGUAGUCCGUACAAGUACAGUAGUGUGAAGUUUGAAGGUUUGUUUACAACAAAGGUCAUCAAAAGUCACGUGAAACUAAACGUGAAAUCUAACGCUACUAAAAUCCCCAGGGAAUCUAACCUUACCUUACACUUUUCACAGUACGAUCGAGAAUUUUUCUGCCUGCUGCAAUACUUUGCGUGGCAUUAAGCUGGCCGCCUCGCAAGCCGACCGUCUUCGCUAAGCUUGCUCGUUGGCAAUUAGGUGAAGUUAUAUAGUCAGCUUGAUAGUUUCAUAACAUGACAAAGCAAAAUGAUGAUGAUGAUGAUGAUGGUGAUGAUGACGACGACGAAGACCAUGACACGAUGAUAACUUCCGCACAGGCCACGUUCAGACCUAUUCGGGAAUGCACUCAGCCGGAUGAUCGUAUACAAAACAUUUAUUUAACUUACGUAUGAAAUUAAUCCUGGGUUCACUCAAUUAACAAAAAGUUCUUUGUUGUCUGAUUUCUAAGAAAUGUGCUCAUCAAAACAAACGAAACGAGCCAGCUGGCGUCUAGGAAAUUAAACUAAUUUGGGAAAAACCCCUUUAAAACAAAGCAAGCCGGCACUGUCGCAUUUAGUGGAACUACGACAUUGUUUUAAUGUGACAGGCAAGAUCGACAAUGAAUCGCUAUCGUCAAUUAUCCGAAGAGGAAAGGAAUUUUUCGAUCAAUUUCGAUCAAUCUAGAGAAUUUGAGAUUAUUAUAAGGCCACCCCACGUAGUGAUAGAUAUACCGGACGAUGAUUCCGAUACAACAGAACCCAAAGCCAUGACGCUGCUACAUCGUUACACUCGCUUAUAUUUCUUCCUCGCCGGGCAGUGGUUUUGGCCUGCAGAAAAUUUCAUCACUGAAAGGCACAACCUGCUAAGAAAAGUAUGUAGAAUCGCAUACGCCAUUUGGCAGGUGAUAGUUUGCUCAUAAUGUGGUCCUAUUUCCUGUACUCGAUGGGAUUUUUCACACUGCGAACCAUUGAGGAAGUCGAUUGGCUGUGCCCGCUAACAAACAUCAAGAACAUGGCUCACGGUUUAUGUUGGAUAGUAAAUCACCACACGGGACUCCUAUUUUUCUUGUUCGGCAACUUUGAAAGUCUUCUGAACCAGCUGAGCAUCACCAACGAUGAGGUAAGUUUCCCGGGAACGGGGAAGUGGGGGGGGAGGAGGGAGGAAUCAGGGAAGAAGAAGGGAAUGGCCUGGGGUGCAUUCCUAGGGAAAUGUAAAUUAUGCUUUACAACUGAGUUGCUUUAACCCCUUUAAGUGAAAUCCUAAUGUAUAACCAUCCAGACUAAGGCUUCUCAGUUGGUGAUACUAAUGUUAAAUAUGCUACAAAGGAAACUCUAAAGAUAUCGAGACAGUCGUAAACAUUCAAAUGGAAGCUACCGCGCAAUACUUUCCCGUGGUAUUGAUUAUUAUGCUGUACAAGGUGGUUCUAACUUUCUCGUGAUAUAUGUAAUAAACAGCUCACGUCAUAGAGAGUGCUUUAUACGGGGUUAUAUUCACGAGUUGUUUGUGUCAAAAGCCCUCACUCGCUCGAUCGUACCUCGCUCGUUCGGGUUUUGUAGACUGCUUGCAGUCUGCCUUUUCUCUUAAAAUCCGUCCAGUUCUUAUCCAUCCAGCGCAAACAGAAAAUACACUUACAAAAGUUUAAUCUAAGUACGUCACAGACCUCAGCGAUGUGGGCUCGUUUUAUUGUUCGCCGUCUUUCUUUCGAUUGAAGUAGAAAAUUGGCGAUUAACACGUCGAGACUUCUUGUAUCAAUAUUUUCCAACUCUCUCGGCUGGCUCCUUCAAACUAAAUACUUUAUUAACAACGAAACAUCUCUCCGUGUUUUGCUUAAUGUGUUCCUGUUUUUUUUUUUUUUUUUUUUUUUGAUGCUACACAAACUCUUCUAAGGAGCAACCAACCGACAAAAUCCUGUAAUAGUUUUCCUUCGUCUCCGGUAUUUUGUGUAAAAAAAUUUGGAGGUCGCCAGAAAGCCGCCAAAUCUGGAAAGCCAUAAACGAUGAACUACUCUGAUAUUGGCUCAGAAAGGCAAUUAUGCUGUCGUUGAUUGGUUAUGCUUCCACAUGUGAAAACAGUUGCAUGUACGCCAUUCUGAUUGGCUGUACAAGCUUUUCUCACAUGAGGAAAAUAAAGUGUAUAGAUUUCUACAAAUAAGCUUUACGAAAUAGAAUUCUCGUAAUACUUGUAAUAAAAAGUGGCUCUAACUUUGAGUCUGUGAAUGAAAUCCUAACGUGUGACCAUUCAAAUGAAAGCUACUGAGCAGUACUUUCCUGUGGUACUGUUUAUUAUGCUGUACAAGGUAGCCCUAACUUUUGAGUCUUUGGAUGAAAUCAUUAAGUGUGACAAUUCAAGUGAAAGCUACUGAGGAGUACUUUUCUGUGGUACUGUUUAUUAUGCUGUACAAUAUUGUUCUAACUUUGAGUCUGUGGACGAAAUCCUAACGUGUGACCAUUCAAAUGAAAGCUACUGAGCAGUACUUUCCUGUGGUACUGUUUAUUAUGCUGUACAAGGUGCUUCUAACUUUCGAGUCGGUGGAUGUAAUCCUCAGCGUCAACAUUCAAAUAAAAGCUAUUGAGUAGUACCUUGCGGUGAUAUGAAUAUUACAUAUUGUUUGUGCCCAAUCACAGACUAGGUAAGUCGUGGAACUGGUUCGUUAAGAGUAGUAUCCCAGGGGCUCUCUCGCCCGUUCUUGAAAACUUUCGCUGACGCAACUAAGGCAGACCAACUAACUGCCCCCAAGUCUCCGAGGAUAUAUUACGCCAUAAAGAGGGUUCUGCCCUUUCAAAGACUGACUCAUCCACUAUUGGAAUAUCCUUGUGCUGUUCGCGUUUUGUUUUAUGGAAAUAAAUUAAACGCAAGACGUUUUCUAUAUUACUAGGCACCUAAUUUCGUCAUGUCGCAAUUGUUUCUUCAAUAUCUAGGUACGCAGAAGAGCUUCGUCUCACUCGAUCUCUGUUUUCGUGGUAAAUUCUGUGCUUUGGCUAUUUGUCGUUCCAAUAAGUUUGCACGCCACGCAAAUGUUGAUGCCAGAAUUUUUGCCAAUGCCAAGAUACACAGAUGGAAAGAUCACGGGUACCAAUAACAGCUUCCCAGCCAUACAAGUAGCUUUUGAUGUUUUCUUUUAUGCAGCCAGUCGCUAAUUGUAUUUCCCCCCUCAAAUCACACCGUGGGAAUGUCUGGAGAUGAAGGACUCAUCCCAAAGAUUCUUGUUGAUCAGUACAAGAUCACUACGCAAGAGAUCGUGGUGACAGCUGUGUUGGACAUCACAGAAAACGUGGUACUGUACGCCUUUCCACUCUACCAGAUGUCUGUUCUCAAAAGUUGUUUGAAAAGAGUCCUAGAGAUGGUAGAAGACAGCGAUUAUGGAGCACAGCAAAACCCUAACAGGAUUUUUAGAACACGACAGGAGAAGAAAGACUUCACGAAUUGGUUCCGCAAUAGGUGCAUUUCUGGUAUUACAGUUCUUGGUAGAGAAGUGAGUUUUCUCUGGACCUUGGUGUUGACCUUCUUUGGUCCCUUUGUUGUGGUGGUGGUAAAUUUGAUGUUCAAGCACAUUCACGUCGAAUCUCCUUGGCAUUAACAAGGAAAUCGAUAAAGAAGACAAAAACGCUGGACAAACUUGUUUACUAUCACCUACAAGAUGUAGUUUUUCCUAACUGAUUAUAGGUUAAACGACUGCCGGUCAUUUCGCUACGCAGUUCAGUCAGGAGCCGAUCGGCUCUUGGUUCAGUUGAUUCCGAAUUUCGCUAUACAGUUGUAUUUUGAAAUUGAUGCACGUCGUGAUAGUACUGCAUCGAUAUCCCUGUUUGUUCCUUACACGAAUACUGUGAUACACAAAUGACGGCAUAACUUUUCAGCCCAAGUUCAGUACUUAUAGAGCGUUUUCACUCACGUGACCAGCAUCUAUGUUAAUUUAUUGGAACAAAAGAAAGCGUUUUCAUGAGAAAAAAGGGCUCCAGGACUCCCACAGGACUGGUUUGGAACACAAACGCGUGACGUCAUGUGAAAACGCUCCAUAGGUUCAAUUGCAAGCCGCUGUUUGGGAAAUGAGCCCGCGCUCCUCACUUGAGGAGGAACAAAGAGCGACGGACAUGGAACCUAAGUUUCUUAUCAUGCUUAUAGAAUGCCUAGUUGACGUUGUAGCGGAAGGAUUGCACAGAAAAAGGACUUCGUAGCGAAACUACCGGUCAAACCAGUCAAACAGAUAACUAAGCAUAAUAUUUACAAUACCAUUUUGCGCAAUUUAGUUUCAGGUUUCCAUUAGAAUAACGGAUGAUUUAAGAAGCCGAUAAUCUUGUAAAUAAUAAUAACAGCUGAUAAUGAUGAUCAAGGCAUGACAAUGAUGUUGAAAACAAAUAAGUAUUGGAUGUGGUUUUUGUGAUAUCCGGAAUAAUCAAGGUCGAGGUAAAAGAAAAUGUUAUCAGCCGAGCCAAAAGGCCGGAACUGAUAACACUUACCGAGACCUUGAUUAUUCCGGAUAUCACAAAAACCGAAACUAAUACUUGUUUUAUUAUACAUUGUUUUGAAGAAAAUAGGGAGUUUACGUAACGAUGACGACGACGGCAACGAGAACGGCAAAAAAGCAAAGGGUUUAGACAAGCAAAACAACAACUUUGCACGUGCAUCACGCUUUUUUGUACAUUUCUCUUCUGUCGUUGCACGACUACAACGUGAAACUGCCUAAUUUCACGCUUUGUCGAGGACGGGAACACAAGACAACAACUUUCUUUUUCUUUUCCUGAACUUUGAUGCUGUCCUUUAGAAUUCAACUCCAAAAAAAUUGGCAACAUUUGAAGAAUCAACGAGAUGGAAUAAGCGCGAUGAGGUUUGAGGCAGCGCAAAUUCACUUUUUAAGUGACGUUUUCGACAAAAAACACCGUCGCACAGAACAUGUUUUCUGUCGUGGCUGGAAAUCAUGCAUUGCGCGUGCAACCUACAGAUUAGUCAGUUACCUGCUACCGUAGGUUGCGUAGUCUCAGCUGUCGCAAUAGUCGCAGCUGUUUUUAGGGUAGUCACUGGGAACGAGCGUUGCGUGACGACCCUAAAAACGGUUGCGAAAGAGAUUAUAGGUUGCGCUGAUUUCCAAAAUUAACUGUAGGCUCUUAGCCAAUGUACUGUAUACACUCAAUUCUCUCGUAAGCGACCACCCUUGGUAUACGAACCUUGGUCGCUUACGGGAAGUGGUCGUCUAUGGGAAAAAUCAAGACAAUAAGUCAAUCCCUUUUAAGGAUUUUUAAUCCCUUUUUAAGAAUUUUUAAUCCCUUUUUAAGGAAGAAAAAAUUUAGAAGAGCAGGAGUAAGAAUCGAACCCGGAGUGCUGUAUACUACUACGCCGAUGAGGAUUUCUGGCUAGCACUGGUUUGAUUUAAAGCUAUAUAUCAACAAGCUUAACCCUAAAUAGAAGCUAACCGUUUGGAGUCAGUGCUUAACCCUAAUCACUAUUUUCAGGGCUUAACCCUUAUCACCAGUUAUCACCAUAGUCAGUGCUUAACCGUAAUCACUAUAGUCAGUGCUCAAAACCAAAGCGAUAAGGAAUACUAGGUUGUGUAAACUUCAUAAGGUGUCCAAGGGAGUUUUGGCCGAUGGGAUCUAAUGUUAACAAACACCAAUAUGGCCGCGUGACGUCAUGUGAAAACGCUCUAUAGGCUCAAUAGCAAGCCGCUGUUUGGGAAAUGAGCCCGCGAUCCUCUCUUGAGGAGGAACAAAGAGCAACGGAAACGGAGCCUAUUAAGUUACUUAUCAUGCUUAUAGAAUGAGAAAUUGGCUUAGUCAACGUUGUGCGAAGUCCUUUUUUUGUGCAAUCCUUCCGCUAGCGAAAAGACCGGAUACCAGUCAAACAGAUAGCCAAGCAUAAUAUUUACUACACCAUUUUGCGCAAUUUAGUUUCAGGUUUCCAUUAGAAUAACGGAUGAUUUAAGAAGCCGAUAAUGUUGUGAAUAAUAAUAAUAGCUGAUAAUGAUGAUCAAGGACAUGAUGAUGAUGAUGUUGACAACAAAUAAAUAUUGGAUGUGGUUUUUGUGAUAUCCGGAAUAAUCAAGGUCGAGGUAAAAUAAAAUGUUAUCAGCCGAGCCAAAAGGCCGGAACUGAUAACACUUACCGAGACCCUGAUUAUUCCGGAUAUCACAAAAACCGAACCUAAUAAUUGUUUUAUUAUACAUUGUUUUGAAGAAACUAACGACAAACACACCGUCGUACGGAACAUGGUUUCUGUCGUGGUUGGAAAUCAUGCAUUGUGCGCGCAAUCUGCAGAUUAGUCAGUUAUCUGCUUACAGAUAACAAACUAAUCCGUAGGUUGCACUGAUUUCCAAAAUUAACUGUAGGCUCUUAGCCAAUGAGAAGACA
Messenger RNA from Porites lobata, 14433 nucleotides. Lineage: Eukaryota; Metazoa; Cnidaria; Anthozoa; Scleractinia; Poritidae. The record is from the annotation of a GenBank genome assembly.